Molecule: messenger RNA, 1384 nt
Organism: Colossoma macropomum (tambaqui)
Lineage: Eukaryota; Metazoa; Chordata; Actinopteri; Characiformes; Serrasalmidae
Gene: adm2b
Product: adrenomedullin 2b
Exons: 3
Coding region: 125-595 (156 amino acids)
Biological process (GO): regulation of systemic arterial blood pressure; positive regulation of heart rate; adenylate cyclase-activating G protein-coupled receptor signaling pathway
Source: RefSeq, a predicted model, not a curated record
CCUCUCUGACCCAUCUGAAAACUGGAGGAUUGACCAGACUGCAUUCGGACAGCAGGGCUUUAACACUGAUAGCGCUGAGCAGCUUCACUGAGGGGAGCCUCUCCUCUGCACUCGCCUCAGUGUGAUGACAGCGCCGCCGCUCCUGUGCGCGUGCUGCACCGCGCUGAUGCUGCUGACGGCACGCGGAGCCGCACCCCUGCGCAACAGAGUGAAUUUUCCCAGAAAGCUCUGGGAGGUGGAGGUGGGAGGUGAUAUGGCCUUGGAAACGGUUUCUAGGCCUUCAGUUGCUGUGAAUGAAGUGUUGCGUGAGCGCCGUUUGGUCUGGAGAAGUCUCUUGCACAAAGAGCCCCCACCGAGGCAUUCCUGCACAGUGCUCAGCCACAGCACCAGUGGCCCUGCCACACGCAGGCGGGGCCGUCGCCAUGCCCUCAUAGGGACGCGGGGUCAUGGGCACGGCCAGCUGAUGCGCGUGGGCUGCGUAUUAGGCACCUGCCAAGUCCAGAACCUUGGGCAUCGUCUCUACCAGCUCAUUGGUCAGAGUGGAAGAGAAGAGUCCUCCCCAGUCAAUCCCAGAAGUCCUCACAGUUAUGGAUAAGACUGUAUCUGAUGACAGGCUUCACCCAACACCUGAAAACAAAUCCUAUGUGACAACAGGGUCUACUUGGCAUUAAGCCCUUAGAAUACAGGUUCAGAGCUAGCAUCGCUGCAAGCUAAAAGCCCCUCUCAAGGCUGGGUCCCAAGCGUGGAAUAAUUUGUUCUCAUUCUCUUUAAUACACAGAUGUCUCUCUCUAGUGACCACUUUCCAUUAUCUCCACUGUAAUCCUGUACUGUUUGUUUAGAAGGAGAUUGCUCUCUUACUUCAAAUCUCUUUAAUCACCUUUGGCUGAGCCUGCCAAAGUUAAAUUGAGUACAAACACACGCAAGAGGACACAGCCAUAUCCAUGAACACAAACAGCAUCAAACAUGCUGUCAAAAGCUUGUAAACGGAAAUUCAACUAUGUGCCUGACCAAUUUACGUGCCUACACAAGAUUCCUUAAUAAAAACACAGUUGCUCUCCUUUACAUGAACACAUAAACAAAUAUGGACAGCCUCACUCAGUGGAGCCUUGGAGGAAUGUCUGCUGUCCUCACAUGCACACUAAUCAAGUAGGUCAAAUUUACUUCUCAGACAUGUGAAAGCACUUUAAAAGAAAAAUGUUUUCAUUAACCAUUUUAAGACUUGAACAGAAAACAUGUUAUUUAAAUCUAAGUUAAGUGUUGAAAUGUAAAUAUUUUAGAAACAUGCAAAGUAUCUUUAUCUGUAUAUGUAGUGAUCUGUUUCCCUAACAUGUUUAUACAUUAACUAGCUGUCGUAUUCAAUAAACCUCUUGACAUGCUUAUUUUA